CUGGCAGCAAAAGUAGUCCUUACAUCAGAUUAUAGUCUCCUUUCUUAUUGAUAGGACGUAUUUUCGAAAGAAAAAUGGAGGUUUCAAGGCAGUAAUUUUAGUUUAGAAAUUUUAAUGGACCUAAGGGUGUCCAGAGUUGCACAACUCUCCCAGGUUCGUUAUCAGGUAUCUUGGUGCAUCAGUGGGGUGUUGAGGGAUGGAUCCUCGUCUUAUCAGUGAGUUGGAUGCUAGGCGGGUGAUGCAGACCCUUUUUGCCGACCUUCAGAAAGAAUCCAGGCUAUGGAAACCCAUCUACAUACAAACUGAUUGUGAUGAGGGUAUCACUGAAAAGAUGAGAGAUGAGGCUGCUGUGUGGAUUACCCGUCUAACAGCCGAUUUCAGUUUUUUUCCUGAAACCUGUGGUUUGGCUAUUCUUCUGAUGGACAGAGUACUUGACCUUGCCAAGGUGCGAGCAAAGUAUUUGCAAUGUUUAGCUUUCACCUGCCUUUAUAUAGCAGCCAAAACACUUAUGGAAGACGAAGAUAUUCCCUCAACUCCGGAACUUGUGAGGAAAAGCGGAUGUGGAUGCUCUUUUGCAGAAAUAGCCAGAAUGGAAAUGGUUAUCCUCGAUAAGCUCCAUUGGGAUAUAAAACUUCCAUCUGCAGUCGACUUUCUUCACACGCUCCAUGUAGUGACCAUUACACACUACCCCCACUUGACCAGCUAUAAAAGCUUGAGCCCUUCUGAACACCUGGCCAUCCUAAUGCAAAAGAUGAUUCGAUGCUUGACAUGCCACUCAAUACAACAAUUUUCCCCAUCAACUGUUGCAGUAGCACUGAUUAGCCUGGAAGUUCAGGGAACCCCUGCUUGGCUGGGAGUUAUUCAUAUGCUUCAGACUAAGACUAAUGUGCAAACUAUGCAGUUGAUUGAGGCUCGUGAAGCUAUUAAAGAAUUGUUUGGCAUCCCACCCCUCCAACCCGUCACUAAGGGGAGCAGCUGCACUACUGUUCGACCUCGUCAAUUUUCAACAUCUGAAGAGCCACUAUCUAAGAAGCGCAAGGUUGAGCAUGUUUUGUCUGAUGGAGUUGAUGAUGAAAAUAUUUAUGAUGGGAUAAAAAGAUUGUAUGGUGAUGAUUCCAGCAUCGGUGCUUAUGGAUCAGAUAUGGUGAAUCAGAGGGUUUCAUGCGGUUUGGAGAUGCACCAAGAUUAUGAUGAUACCUCCAACCACCUGGGACUGACCCUUCUUGUUAAGUAAUGUCCACUUCUUUGUUUACUCAGAGUGAGAUUUUAACUAUUUAUUUUAUUUUCAUUUGGGUUUUUUAAAAAUUGAAUCUCAUAAUUGAAGUGGACUAGAUAGAAAAUUUUCGAAUGUACCCUAUAAAAAAAUUAUUUAGACCGUAGGUAUUGUCACCUAACCUCUAAUAAUAAGAAAAAGAAUUUGUUUGCCUGAAAUCAAGAGAGAAUGAUUUCAAAUUCCAGUAGAAGUUUUGGUAUUCGUUACAAGUGACUGUUCAUGUAACUGAGUUAUUUACUACUAUGUGUAAAACAAAUAACUAAUUAAAAAAAAAAUUUAAAAUGCAAACUUUUAAAAAAAAAUAUAUAUAUAAAAAAGCCAACAAAAUGCAAUAAGAAAAAAAAGCAUUUAAUCUUUCUUUUUACUUUGAACAUUGUGCCUGUUUAUAUGUAAUAGUAUUUGUUCACUGACUAAGAGGUGUAUUUGAUAUAUUUAGUAAACUGGAAUAGAUUUUCACAAGGUUAAGUGACAGUCAUUUAACUUUUAUAUCUGUAUAAAUAUAUUUUUAAAACUCUCUCUUUAACAAAAGAUAGAUCAUGAGCUUUGGUUAUAUAUUUUUUAAACUCGAGUUUUCCUUUUAGGCGUGGUGUGAAUAUCAGACGCCAUAUAAAUACAGUUGUAAAAUGCACACACUGGCAGCCAUGGAUUUUAAUACGGUCAGCCCUGGAUAUUGUAUCUGAAAUCUUUAAAAAGUAGCAGAUUUUUUAUUCAUAUGACCGAUAACUUCCUGUGUAGAUGAAAAGAAACCUGUGAUUUUUUUUUUAAGUUCAUAAAAUAUUCACAAGACCAAUACACCCCUUGCAAAGUACUGUUCAUUUAUUUUUAAUCAUUCAUGCAGCACUUGAACACAUGAAGUUAGUAUUUAUUUUAAUUAUUUUUUUUCAUUAUGUCUGAUAAGUUUGUAAUUUUCAAUUCAUCAACAUACUUAAUGUGUACAAGUGCUGAACUAUUUUUUUUUCCUCAUUGUGUACAAAUUAUCUUGUGUAAAUUAGAAUUUUGUUGUUGUUGGAGAUGUACUUGGUGUCUUGUGCAAUGGUUCUGUUAUCAAAACAGAAUGCAGUGUUCGGUGUUAAAAAUGUUCUUGCCACUUCAGAGAGAAGACAACUUCGACAGGUGACUGAUCGCUAUUGUAAAUUUUAUGACCAAUAGAGUAUGCUAGUGUAGUUAUUGAAUCUCAUGCUAUACAAAUUUUGUUCACUGGAUAUUUUUGUGAUCACCUUAUGUAUAUAAUAAACAGCACACAUUAACAAAAAUCCCAGUGAUCUGUCUCAAGAUAUAUUCAUUAAAAAAAAAUAUUGAAUGCUGUUUGGCUUAUAAUGGAUAGUUGCAUCGAGCUUUGAACAUUCCAGUCCAUGUUUAAGUAAGCUUGUGUACAGAUCAGUUGGGCAAUAUAUGCAGGACAGAUAUAAUUGCAGAAUUUUGUUUGUGAAUUAUGUAUAUAGACAAGGACUUUGAAAGAGAUUGGUACUGUCUAGAGUGAAAGUCAUUCAUUGUUAAAGACACCAAGUAUUAUUUCUAAAAAUGCAACAAACUAGAAGAUACUGUAAUUCUGAUUCUCAGGUUAGAACAAAUGUACAAAUUCUGAGAAAUCCAAAAGUUUCUUCUUUUUUGUUGCAUUACGUUUUGUUGUCGAGUGUAAACUAUUAAGCGGAAUCAUUCAAGAGGGAGGUCUGACAGCAAUACAAGAUGAUCAUAUGUACGGUAUUAUCAGUUCAUUGUAUCAAUCAUUUAAUCAUCCUCUCAUGGCUGUGUUUUCUUUUGCCAGUAUUUAUAUAUAUAUACAUUUUUUUUUUCUUUAGAAAUAACUCAGUUAUGUUUAAAAUGUUUGUUUUGUAUCCCCCAUCAUGUACAAUGUAAGCAUCAAUCAGAUUUACUGUAAAUGACUUGUUAAUCAAACCUUAGACAGGAGAACAAUGUUUGGUUUUAAUUUUAAAUGUCUCCAACUAGUCCGACUUGGACUUUGGUCAAUCUAUGCUUGGUAUUAUGACAACACAUGGUUUUUUUUUGUCCAUACAAAUUAUUACAGCAACAUUGUAACCCCCAUUCAGGUUGCUUAACGAUUUUCUUUUUAAAUAAUUGAUGAUCAAUUUUAAGGAUAAAGUUAAAAAAUAAAUAGAUGAAUAUUGC
This is a messenger RNA of Physella acuta, 3400 nucleotides long. Its product is annotated as cyclin-I. NCBI's taxonomy places the organism in Eukaryota, Metazoa, Mollusca, Gastropoda, Physidae. The record is from RefSeq and is a predicted model, not a curated record.